GGAUUUUCCACUCCAGCAACAUUGCAGAGUACAAGCUAGGCUGCACAGAGCACAAAAUCCUGCUAAAGCAGGGCACCAAGAAAGAGAGCUUCUUCAAGGAGUCCAGAGACUUCUCUUCCCAUUCUCAGAUCUGCACCUGCUUCUAAGGGAAGAAUCUGCCCUCCUAGAGAUUUAAUUUCCACCCAAGAAAAAAUUGGACGCUGGUACCAUGGUUGUUAAAGACAGUAGGGAUACUGGGGACACUCGGGUUGGGGUGCUCCUGGAGCCCUUCAUCCACCAGGUCGGGGGGCACGUAAGCAUGAUGAAAUAUGAUGAACAUACAAUCUGCAAGCCCCUCAUCUCUCAGGAACAGAGAUUCUAUGAGUCCCUACCUUUGGCGAUGAAGCAGUUCACACCUCAGUACAAAGGCACCAUCACUGUGCAUCUCCUGAAAGACAGCCGGGGCCAUCUCAAUCUGGUUGCCAAUCCACUGACAGACAACCGUGGGCCCUACGACGUAUCAUCCGAGUCAUCAGUGAUGCUAUGGCAGAAGCUGCAGAAGAACAGCAGUGAACACGGCAAUGAUUGCCCUCUUGUUCAGUGGAAGCACACUCAGCUGACACAGUCUCUUAAGGAGAGCUGUCCAGGCAAAACGCACCUGAGGACCGAAUUCCACGUCUCCUCCUUCAUGGAAGACACAAAUGGUAACCAGGCCGAGAGAAAGAGCUGCAACCCGUGGAGACUGCACUGCCAUAAGGAACACCUGACUCGGAUGUACUCUGAGUACCAAGAGAACAAAAUGCAUCGGUUUUUGCUGCUUGAAAAUGUAGUGUCAAAGUACAAGCAUCCUUGCAUUCUUGACCUGAAGAUGGGCACCAGGCAACAUGGAGAUGAUGCCUCAGAGGAGAAGAAAGCCCGCCACAUAAAGAAGUGUGAACAAAGUACCUCCGCUUCCCUCGGGGUUCGCAUCUGUGGCAUGCAGGUUUAUCAAGCUGAUUCAAAUCACUUUCUCUGCAAAGAUAAAUAUUAUGGAAGAAAACUUUCAACUGAUGGGUUCAGGCAAACUCUCUAUCAGUUCCUGCACAAUGGCUUACACCUUCGAACGGACCUCCUGGAACCCAUCCUCUUCCAACUCAAGGCUCUCCUCUCAGUCAUUAAGAACCAGAGUUCCUAUAGGUUCUACUCCAGUUCUCUCCUCAUCAUCUAUGAUGGACAAAUGCCCCCAGAAAGAACCACAGGCAGUCACCGUCAGGGAUGCUUGCAGAAGACAAACUGCUCCUCUCCAGAAGGGCUCUCCAAAGUUGAUAUCCGUAUGAUAGACUUUGCACAUACAACCUACAAGGGCUCUCGGUACAACCACACCAUCUAUGAUGGACCAGAUCAUGGCUAUAUUUUUGGCCUAGAAAAUCUUAUCCAGAUCCUUCAGGAUAUCUCAGAGGUUGAAUGACACUUAAUGAGACUUUGCUGGGGUACAGUUCUCAAAAGGGACCCACUGUUAGCAAGGGUGGACUAUGCAUCCCCACAGCUUGUUAACUACCGUAUCUGCUUACAAGAGCCCAGGAAGCUUCCUGUACAAGGCAGGAGACUUUUAUGGGAAAUAACACUAAAGAAGGCAGCUGCACGGAAAACCCUCGUUUAAUUAAUUCCACAUACUCUUGAAUCACAACACAAGGCUACUAGCACCCAAGUAGAAUUCAACUGAGCAGCUAGGUGGCGCAGUGGAUAGAGUGCUAGGCCUGGAAUCAGGAAGACUCAUCUUCCCAAGUUCAAAUGUGUGACCUUGGGCAAGUCACUUCACCCUGCUUGCCUCGGUUUCCUCAUCUGUAAAAUGAGCAGGAGAAGGAAAUGGCAAACCGAUCCAGUAUCUUUGCCAAGAAAACUUCAAAUGGGGUCACCAAGAGUUGGACACAACUACUGAACACAAAGAAUUCAACAUAAGAUGGGUGCAUUUUGGAUGCUAUUGAAGGGACAAAAUAACUUCAUUAAUGUGUAAAUUUACCUAUCAACUGGUCCCAUAGCAUGGACUUCAAGGACAAUGUUAUAGCAAGGCACCUGUCUAUUUGCAUCCAAGAAUCUCUCCCAUUUGUUUUGCUACAAUCCUACAGAAACUGUGAGGCAACUGAAAACGCUACUUGAAAAAGUCUUAAAGACACAAUUUGGAUAACCUCAACGUCUCUCUGAUUACAUGGGCUCUUCACUCGGUAAGGGGUUUUAUCCUUUCCAAGAGACAUUUUCCAAAGUAGAGAAUCCAGUAGGAUGAGUUUACAGGUCUUAGCUUUUUUUCUUUUUCACUCAGGCUCAUAAUGGUUGGCCAACAAGUACACUCUACAUGAGCAAUGGCAAAACCAACAGACUAAAUUCUCCAUUGCCAGGAAUCAACAUCUGUGUGUCUCACUGAGGCUAACUAUAUAGAAUCAUAAAUGACCGUUAGAAUGAUUCUGGUAUGCAUUGACCAUGUUGAGAUUCACACUAUGACAUGUAGCUUCAAAUAGGGUAAGAAUUAGUCAAGGUUAACCCACUUAUGAUCAGCUAUCAUUUAUAUAUGUAAAAUUUUUAUUUAUUUUGGGAGGGAGUCUGGGGGUAAGGAGCAGGGAGGAACAAGAGGCCUGAAGGGGCACUGGGAAAAUGUUUACAAGAUUAGUAGAUAAAUGUAAAUAUGGAGCAAGCUGCAAAAAGUUCUAAUUAAUUCCUUUCUGUGCAGGGUGAAAACCUAUUAUAAUACCCUAUUACAAAGAUAUAGAACUCAAUUAAGAAAAUAAAUUUGUUAAUAAAAUUGUUUGGGUCACUA
Molecule: messenger RNA, 2767 nt
Organism: Trichosurus vulpecula (common brushtail)
Lineage: Eukaryota; Metazoa; Chordata; Mammalia; Diprotodontia; Phalangeridae
Gene: IP6K3
Product: inositol hexakisphosphate kinase 3
Exons: 6
Coding region: 209-1426 (405 amino acids)
Biological process (GO): phosphatidylinositol phosphate biosynthetic process; inositol phosphate biosynthetic process
Cellular component (GO): cytoplasm; nucleus
Molecular function (GO): inositol hexakisphosphate kinase activity
Source: RefSeq, a predicted model, not a curated record